Molecule: messenger RNA, 510 nt
Organism: Trichoderma virens Gv29-8
Lineage: Eukaryota; Fungi; Ascomycota; Sordariomycetes; Hypocreales; Hypocreaceae
Exons: 1
Coding region: 1-510 (169 amino acids)
Source: RefSeq, a predicted model, not a curated record
AUGCCCUUCUUCAGCCGCAGUGAGCCAGAGCCAGAGCCCGUCUACCAGCCGGAGCCCGUGGCCGAGCCGCCCUCAAGGAAGCACAGCCUUUUCCACCGCAACAGGGAUGUAUCUCCCACCUCAUCUCAUCGCACCAGCUCCGUAGCCAGCUCCAACGGCGGCGGUCCGGGCUACAAAGCCGGGAGCAACUCGGGCGGCGGCCUCUUCCGGCACAGCACCGACAGCUCAGCCGGCAGCAGGGGCCGUCGAAGCCUGUUCCACCGUGACGGCGGCGGCAUGGCGCUGGAUCCGAGCAUCUUGCAGGCCAGGGAGCAUGUGAUGCAUGCCGAAGCGGCCGAGGUUGAAGCUGAUCGGGCUUUGGGAGAGGCGAGGAUGCGAGUGAGGGCUGCAAAGGAUCAUGUCUGGAGGCUAGAGGAGGAGGCCAAGGAGGAGGCGAGAAGGGCCAAGAUUAAGCAAGAGCAGGCACGCGAGGUGUCCAAGAGAGGACAAGGGCUUGGACGUGAGUCUUGA